Camelus dromedarius (Arabian camel) is the source of this 3284-nucleotide messenger RNA. RefSeq names its product TGFB induced factor homeobox 2 (gene TGIF2). Gene Ontology annotation, biological process: negative regulation of transcription by RNA polymerase II. Gene Ontology annotation, molecular function: RNA polymerase II cis-regulatory region sequence-specific DNA binding; DNA-binding transcription repressor activity, RNA polymerase II-specific. Bases 331 to 1044 code for a protein of 237 amino acids. NCBI's taxonomy places the organism in Eukaryota, Metazoa, Chordata, Mammalia, Artiodactyla, Camelidae. The transcript has 3 exons. The record is from RefSeq and is a predicted model, not a curated record.
CCGCGGGGUAACUGAAGCACCCAGUCUGACGCGGGCUGGGGGUGCUGAGGGGUGCAAGCGCCCCGAGCGCAGGCCGAUUCCCCGCCGCCCAGGGAGCCAUGUGCUCCGACUCCGGUCUGGGCCGCGGGGGAGGCUGCGCGCUUUGUGUGAACUGCUGGGAAUGCAGCGUGAGCGCUCGCCCGGGGGAGUGUCCGGCCGAGCUGUGGGAGUUGUCAGAAAGUUCGUGCGGGAGUGGCUGCAGGUCGGCGCCGUCCAGUGUGUAGCAGGGUGCUCCGAGUGGUGUGUUGAGAGGGUGCUGCCGCAGGCCAGUUAGGGCCUUCCCGAGACACCAUGUCAGACAGUGACCUGGGUGAGGAUGAAGGCCUCCUCUCCCUGGCAGGCAAGAGGAAGCGCAGAGGGAACCUGCCCAAGGAGUCAGUGAAGAUCCUCCGGGACUGGCUGUACUUGCACCGCUACAACGCCUACCCCUCAGAGCAGGAGAAGCUGAGCCUUUCUGGACAGACCAACCUGUCAGUGCUGCAGAUAUGUAACUGGUUCAUCAACGCCCGGCGGCGGCUUCUCCCAGACAUGCUUCGGAAGGAUGGCAAAGACCCUAACCAGUACACCAUCUCCCGCCGAGGGGGUAAGGCCUCAGAUGUGGCCCUCCCCCGUGGCGGCAGCCCCUCAGUGCUGGCUGUGUCUGUACCAGCCCCCACCAAUGUGCUCUCCUUAUCAGUGUGCUCAGUGCCGCUCCACUCAGGCCAGGGAGAGAAGCCAGCAGCCGCCUUCCCACAAGGCGAGCUAGAGCCCUCCAAGCCUCUGGUGACCCCUGGUAGCACACUCACCCUGCUGACCAGGGCUGAAGCUGGAAGCCCCACAGGUGGACUCUUCAACACACCACCACCCACACCCCCUGAGCAGGACAAGGAGGACUUCAGCAGCUUUCAGCUGCUGGUGGAGGUGGCGCUACAGAGGGCUGCUGAGAUGGAGCUCCAGAAGCAGCAGGACCCAUCGCCCCCAUUACUGCGUACUCCCAUUUCCCUAGUCUCUGAAAACCCCAAGUAGGCAUUUGCCAACAAGGGUGCUCGAGGCUCGAGCCAGCUGUCCUGGGUUUCCGUUUUGGUUCCCUUUCUUACAGAGGGUUUUCUUUGGAUCACUGCCAAACAUCGGAUCAUCUCCUCUGUCCAGAGGUCUUCAGCAGGAAGACGCCAACUGGUGUCCCUGCGCUGUGAUGGGACCUCUCCUCUGCUGACUCUGCCAUUUCUCCAGGCCUCCUCAGUGAUGAGACCAAGAGAUCGGAGACAGGCAUGGUGCUGCUGCUGCUUCUUCAGAGAAUCCCCAGGACACCUUUGUUCCAGCCUGCUUUCCUGGGCUGGGCACAGGAACCCUGCCAAGUUCAGACCAGAUCUAUGCUGGGUCCAAGUUGCCCCAGACAGGGCCUCUUUUUGUUAAGCCAAGUGUGGACAUUCCAAGUUCAUAAGUGAACAAAAGAGGAACCCAGAAGAUGUAACAGAACCGACUCCACCUGAAUGUUUAGGUUUUUGCUAAACUUUGUGUUUAUUUUCCCCUCUUUGCUGUGGUUUGCAUUAAUGGGAGUAGUUAGCCCAGGUGUGGGGAAUGAGAGUGCUUUUCGUGAUGGAGUCUGAUGAACUGGGAAUAAUCCACCACUGCGAUUGGUGAUUGUUUUACAAGGAAGGAGUAUUUUCAUUUGGGGGACCAGCUAAAUCUGUGAAAUUCCAAAUGGUUGUUUUAUUGUUGGUUUGGUUUACAAAAAAACAAAACAAAACUAUUAUGGGCUUUGGCUUCUCUGCAUCAUGCAUAGAAGGGGAUAAAGCCACAGCCAGUAAGAGGGUCCAACGAAGAAUCUGACCAAACCUUCUAGGUGUGGAGCAGAGAAGGAUGAUAAACAGAGAGGUGUAUUUUUUGGUUUGUUUUUGUUUUUACUGUAUUGUGGGGGUGGGGGAGGGGGAGGUAAGCUAGACUGAGGCAGUGGGAUGUUUUGUUUUGUUUUGUUUUCUCUUUAAUGUUUUCCCCUUCUCUAUCCUUGAAAGCUUCACCCUGCAGCCUAAGUCUUGAAUUCCUUUUAGGAACUUGGAUUAGUGGGGCCAGAAUGUCAAAAGCUCCCUAUAGCUCCUAUUUGGAGAGAAGUGAGCCAUCUACUGGUCAGGAAGCCCUUUUAGCUGACUCAGAUGGGCAGUUUUUCCCACCAUGGUGGCAGGAAACUAUUCCUGAGGAAGCAUGGAAUAGUGCCCUCAGCUGCCUGUGGAACUGCCUUCAGAGGAGGCUGGGGCUGGAAGUCAGUUACCAAUACUAUUCACUGUGAGUCCUUGUGUUGCACCUUUCUUUACAUUGGAGUCGCAGAAGCCUCUGCCCUGAACUUCACAGUGAAACAGAUCACAGUUAGUCUUACUCUCCUCCCUCCUUUUUUUUUGUGCUGUUUCAUUGCUGACAGCAAUAUACCCCACCUUUCUAGUAUAUCCUAAGAAACACUAAUCCUAGGUUAUUAGCUAAAAUAUUUUUGUUCUGAAUAACAUUGUUACUGGGCCAAACGACCCAUCAGGAACCCCAGCCUGUAGUUUCCUGAGGUUGCCAGGUUGGGCACUGGGGGAGAGUUUCUGGGUGUUGGCUGAUUUGGGUGGGCCUGGCCGGGAGAAAGGCAGCAACAUACUUUUUGUCCUUUCUGGGAUGAUCCCUGAAGACUUCAGGGAGGCUCCCCCAUUUCUGAAUGGCUUGGCCCACCCAUUGCUGUGGGAGUGGGGAUUGGUUAUUUAAGGAGAGGGAGCUUUGCUCUCUGAUGAUGGGCAAGUUUUCUAGGCUCACUCUUUUGCUUCCCCCGCUCCCUGUGCCUCUCCUCACAUGCCCUGGGGGGAUCAGGGAUCCUCACCCUCCUGAGGCCCAGCUGGGGAAGAAUGAACAUGGCAGCUUCAAGAUUAGUUGAAGCUGCUGUUUGCCCAGCCUCCUCCACCCCACCUGUGUCUGUGAGCCCAAGUCUGGUAUGACUGUUGCAAGACACUUGCAGCAGGGGACUCUACAAAUACAUUGGGCUAGGGUGGGAUUUUUCCCUUCCCACAGUGCACUGAGCAGUGGAGGUGGUAAGGGGUGAGGGAGCCAUGCUGCUGAAUUCUGGUUGGCAUUCCUGCCUUGUACAAGAUGAGGAGGCUGGGGGUAGGGCAGCGUCUGCUUGAUUUGGUUGUGAGAUAAACCUGGAGGAGAAGCACAGUUAUCCCGUUGAAUUAUUUGAGCAAAAAACUACUGUAAAUAACUUUUGUUUUUGUCUUUUGUCAAAUAAAGUUGUUUUUGGUUUU